CUGCUCCCGUGCUGGGUGUAAGGAGGGCAGAGCCGACAGCGCACCGACAAGGAGACCGUAAACUACCGGCCGGGCCGGAGAACUCCCGGACGCACAGGGUUUACAAUGACGACCCAAGUGACGCUGGAGGACGCUCUGUCCAAUGUAGACCUGUUAGAAGAACUGCCACUACCUGACCAGCAGCCCUGUAUCGAACCUCCGCCAUCUUCGCUUUUGUACCAGCCUAAUUUUAACACUAAUUUUGAAGACCGGAAUGCCUUUGUCACUGGCAUUGCAAGAUACAUCGAGCAGGCUACUGUCCACUCCAGCAUGAAUGUGAUGCUGGAAGAAGGACAAGAAUACGCAGUCAUGCUGUACACAUGGAGAAGCUGCUCCAGGGCCAUACCACAGGUUAAAUGCAAUGAGCAGCCGAACCGUGUGGAAAUCUAUGAGAAGACAGUGGAGGUUUUGGAACCAGAAGUUACCAAGCUGAUGAACUUCAUGUACUUUCAGAGGAACGCCACUGAACGGUUCUGUGCAGAGGUCAAACGACUGUGUCAUGCCGAACGAAGGAAAGACUUUGUGUCUGAAGCCUACCUACUCACCCUUGGAAAGUUCAUCAAUAUGUUUGCAGUGUUGGAUGAGCUAAAAAACAUGAAGUGCAGUGUGAAAAAUGACCAUUCAGCCUACAAGAGAGCAGCACAGUUUUUGAGAAAAAUGGCAGACCCUCAAUCUAUUCAAGAAUCUCAGAAUUUGUCCAUGUUUCUUGCCAACCACAACAAGAUCACGCAGUCACUGCAGCAGCAGCUGGAAGUCAUUCCAGGCUACGAGGAGCUUCUUGCUGAUAUAGUGAACUUAUGUGUUGACUACUACGACAAUAAAAUGUACCUGACGCCUGGGGAGAAACACAUGCUCCUAAAAGUUAUGGGCUUUGGAUUGUACCUUAUGGAUGGAAACGUGAGCAAUAUUUACAAGCUAGAUGCCAAGAAGAGAAUAAACCUUUCCAAAAUAGAUAAGUUCUUCAAGCAGCUGCAGGUGGUCCCGCUAUUCGGAGACAUGCAGAUCGAACUGGCGAGAUACAUUAAAACCAGUGCACAUUACGAGGAGAACAAGUCGAGGUGGACUUGCACCUCUUCUAGCAGCAGUCCACAGUACAACAUCUGUGAGCAGAUGAUCCAGAUCAGGGAAGACCACAUGCGCUUUAUCUCUGAGCUGGCCCGUUACAGCAAUAGUGAGGUGGUGACUGGAUCUGGCCGCCAAGAGGCCCAGAAGACUGAUGCAGAAUACCGGAAACUGUUUGACUUGGCUCUUCAAGGACUGCAGCUCCUGUCCCAGUGGAGUGCUCAUGUCAUGGAAGUGUACUCAUGGAAGCUUGUGCACCCAACUGACAAAUACUCUAACAAAGACUGUCCAGACAAUGCCGAGGAAUAUGAGAGAGCCACUCGGUACAACUACACCAGCGAGGAGAAAUUUGCUCUGGUUGAAGUCAUUGCAAUGAUUAAAGGUCUUCAAGUCCUCAUGGGCCGAAUGGAGAGUGUAUUUAACCAUGCGAUCAGGCACACUAUAUAUGCUGCCCUUCAGGACUUUGCUCAGGUUACAUUACGAGAACCCCUGAGACAAGCUAUCAAGAAGAAGAAGAAUGUGAUACAGAGUGUUCUUCAGGCAAUCAGGAAAACUGUUUGUGACUGGGGAGCAGGGCGUGAGCCUUUUAAUGACCCUGCCCUCAAAGGAGAGAAAGACCCCAAGACUGGGUUUGAUAUCAAAGUUCCAAGACGUGCUGUGGGACCCUCCAGCACCCAGCUUUACAUGGUGAGAACCAUGCUAGAGUCACUCAUUGCUGAAAAAAGUGGCUCCAAGAAAACGCUGAGAAGUAGCCUAGAAGGUCCCACCAUUUUGGACAUAGAAAAAUUCCACCGCGAAUCUUUCUUCUACACACAUUUGCUUAACUUCAGUGAGACCUUACAGCAGUGUUGUGACCUGUCCCAGCUGUGGUUUAGAGAGUUCUUCCUGGAGCUAACCAUGGGUCGCAGAAUUCAGUUUCCUAUUGAGAUGUCCAUGCCCUGGAUACUGACUGAUCAUAUUCUGGAGACGAAGGAAGCCUCCAUGAUGGAAUAUGUCCUAUAUUCACUGGAUCUGUACAACGACAGUGCAAAUUAUGCCCUCACAAAGUUUAAGAAGCAGUUCCUUUACGAUGAGAUUGAGGCUGAGGUCAAUCUGUGCUUUGACCAGUUUGUCUACAAGCUGGCUGACCAGAUCUUUGCCCAAUUCAAAACUGUAGCCGGGAGUCUCCUUCUAGAUAAAAGAUUACGAGCAGAUUGUAAGAACCAAGGAGUCAACCUCUCCCAGCCAACAUCCAAUCGCUACGACACAUUGCUGAAGCAACGGCACGUCCAGCUUUUAGGUAGAUCGAUUGAUCUGAAUCGUUUGAUCACUCAGAGGAUUACAGCAGCCAUGUACAAGUCGCUGGAGCUGGCCAUUGGGCGCUUUGAGAGUGAGGACCUGACUUCCAUCGUUGAACUGGAUGGUCUUAUUGAAGUAAACCGAAUGACACACAAACUGUUGAGCAAAUACCUGACCCUUGACAGUUUUGAUGCCAUGUUUCGGGAGGCAAAUCAUAAUGUGUCUGCUCCUUAUGGUAGGAUCACCCUCCACGUCUUCUGGGAGCUCAACUAUGACUUUCUGCCUAACUACUGCUACAAUGGGUCAACCUACAGGUUUGUGCGCACCGUGCUUCCCUUCUCUCAGGAAUUUCAGCGUGACAAGCAGCCGAAUGCCCAGCCACAGUAUUUAUAUGGCUCCAAGAACUUGAACUUGGCCUACAACAGUAUUUACAGCUACUACCGACACUUUGUAGGGCCUCCACACUUCAAAGUGAUCUGCCGUCUUUUGGGGUACCAGGGCAUUGCAGUGGUGAUGGAGGAAUUACUGAAAGUUGUAAAGAGCCUGCUGCAAGGCACGAUUCUGCAAUAUGUGAAAACUCUGAUGGAAGUCAUGCCCAAGAUCUGCAGGCUACCCAGGCAUGAAUAUGGCUCCCCCGGUAUAUUGGAGUUUUUUCAUCACCAGCUGAAGGACAUUGUAGAAUAUGCAGAGUUGAAGACCGUGUGCUUUCAGAACCUGAGAGAAGUGGGGAAUGCUCUUCUCUUCUGCCUUCUCAUUGAACAGAGCCUGUCACUAGAAGAGGUCUGCGAUUUGCUUCAUGCCGCUCCGUUCCAGAAUAUUCUCCCAAGGGUCCAUGUUAAGGAAGGCGAACGCUUGGAAGCGAAGAUGAAGAGGCUGGAGUCUAAAUAUGCUCCUCUUCACCUGGUUCCUCUGAUAGAGAGGCUGGGUACCCCGCAGCAAAUUGCCAUCGCAAGGGAAGGGGACCUGCUGACCAAGGAACGUCUUUGUUGUGGCCUGUCCAUGUUUGAAGUCAUUCUGACUCGGGUUCGGAGCUUUCUGGAUGAUCCUAUCUGGCGUGGCCCGCUUCCUAGUAAUGGAGUGAUGCAUGUGGACGAAUGUGUGGAAUUCCAUCGUCUCUGGAGUGCCAUGCAGUUUGUCUACUGCAUCCCUGUGGGCACCCACGAGUUCACUGUAGAGCAGUGCUUUGGAGAUGGCUUGCACUGGGCAGGUUGCAUGAUUAUUGUGCUUUUGGGCCAAGAACGACGAUUUGAUGUCUUGGAUUUCUGCUACCAUUUGCUGAAAGUACAAAAGCAUGAUGGCAAGGAUGAAGUAAUCAAGAGUGUGGCCUUGAAGAAAAUGGUAGAACGCAUCCGCAAAUUCCAAAUCUUGAAUGAUGAAAUUUUUUCAACCUUGGAUAAGUACCUGAAGUCAGGCGAUGGAGAGAAUACACCAGUAGAACACGUUAGAUGCUUCCAGCCUCCCAUCCACCAAUCACUGGCUAGCAACUGAGAGCUGCUGCUGCCUUUACCUGCUGUCUUAACAUAUACACACUGCAAUGCCACUGUAAAUUGACUUUUUCUUAGGUGCAAAAUAUUCAGCAUUAUGUCUUUAAAAUAUGGCAAACGUAACAACCGGUAACACGACGGUUUUUGUUAAAUAUAUAUAUAUAGAGUUGUACAUGCGCAGCCUAUUUUUGUAAGCACAAACUUUUCUUUGCUUUUGGGCCUAUGGGAAAUAUAUCUAAUAACCUGAUGGGGACGUUUUAUAUUCUUAUAAUAAACCUCAGUAGUAGCAGCAUUUUGUUUUUGGGUUUAGUGACUGGAGGCUAAGUUAUUGUAAUUAAACUAGAUAUGAUAUGCGUAACACUAGCAGUUAUAAAACAAAACUUCAUAUUUUUGUUUCCUUAAUCAUUUUUACUUUGGGAGGAAGAUGAAUUUCAAAUACUGUCAAAAUAACAUUUUAAUCUCUAAUAACCAGCAGUUGCCUUGUUUUCUCUGAAGGUGAGUUUCCAAUAAAAAUCGUAUUAAAAGCC
Messenger RNA from Spea bombifrons (plains spadefoot toad), 4390 nucleotides. RefSeq names its product cytoplasmic FMR1 interacting protein 1 (gene CYFIP1). Gene Ontology annotation, cellular component: neuron projection; synapse; SCAR complex. Gene Ontology annotation, molecular function: small GTPase binding; RNA 7-methylguanosine cap binding. Gene Ontology annotation, biological process: lamellipodium assembly; regulation of actin filament polymerization; axon guidance. The transcript has 31 exons. The record is from RefSeq and is a predicted model, not a curated record. Lineage: Eukaryota; Metazoa; Chordata; Amphibia; Anura; Pelobatidae. The coding region runs from base 106 to 3867 and encodes 1253 amino acids.